Mus musculus (house mouse) is the source of this 5308-nucleotide messenger RNA. It is a transcript of the gene Lrrc15, whose product is annotated as leucine rich repeat containing 15. The record is from RefSeq and is marked validated. The coding region runs from base 91 to 1830 and encodes 579 amino acids. NCBI's taxonomy places the organism in Eukaryota, Metazoa, Chordata, Mammalia, Rodentia, Muridae. The transcript has 2 exons. Gene Ontology annotation, molecular function: laminin binding; collagen binding; protein sequestering activity. Gene Ontology annotation, cellular component: apical plasma membrane; plasma membrane. Gene Ontology annotation, biological process: host-mediated suppression of symbiont invasion; receptor-mediated virion attachment to host cell; negative regulation of protein localization to plasma membrane.
AUGCUGCAGUCUUGAGCCGGUCCGGUCCUCCGCCUCCUCUCCUCGCCGCCUCCUUCUUAUUGACCCGGCAGCCUCGUGGAGCUGCUGGCCAUGCCGCUGAAACAUUAUCUCCUUUUGCUGGUGAGCUGCCAGGCCUGGGCUGCAGGUUUGGCCUACUAUGGCUGCCCCAGCGAAUGUACCUGUUCCCGGGCCUCCCAGGUAGAGUGCACAGGGGCACAAAUUGUGGCGAUGCCUUCCCCUCUGCCCUGGAAUGCUAUGAGCCUGCAGAUCCUUAACACACACAUCACCGAACUCCCCGAGGACAAGUUCCUCAACAUUUCAGCCCUCAUCGCCCUGAAGAUGGAGAAGAACGAGCUGGCCAACAUCAUGCCAGGUGCCUUCCGCAAUCUGGGCUCGCUGCGUCACCUCAGCCUUGCCAACAACAAACUAAAGAACCUGCCCGUUAGGCUCUUCCAGGAUGUGAACAAUCUGGAGACCCUCCUGCUGUCCAAUAACCAGCUGGUGCAGAUCCAGCCGGCCCAGUUCUCCCAGUUUAGUAAUCUUAAGGAACUCCAGUUGUAUGGCAACAAUCUGGAAUACAUCCCCGAAGGAGUCUUUGACCACCUGGUAGGUCUCACCAAACUCAACCUGGGCAACAACGGCUUCACCCACCUAUCCCCUAGGGUCUUUCAGCAUCUGGGCAACCUCCAGGUGCUUCGGCUAUAUGAGAACAGGCUUUCAGACAUCCCCAUGGGCACUUUUGAUGCACUUGGCAACCUCCAGGAGCUGGCCCUCCAAGAGAACCAGAUUGGCACCCUCUCCCCUGGCUUGUUCCACAAUAACCGUAACCUCCAGAGACUGUAUCUAUCCAACAACCACAUCUCACAUCUGCCCCCUGGCAUCUUCAUGCAGCUGCCCCACCUUAACAAGCUCACACUCUUUGGGAAUUCCCUGAAGGAGCUUUCCCCGGGGGUCUUUGGGCCCAUGCCCAACCUGAGGGAGCUUUGGCUCUACAACAAUCACAUUACCUCCCUCCCUGACAAUGCCUUCAGCCACCUGAACCAGUUGCAGGUUCUGAUUCUUAGUCACAACCAGCUCAGUUACAUCUCCCCAGGAGCCUUCAAUGGGCUGACGAAUCUCCGAGAACUGUCCCUCCACACCAAUGCUCUACAGGACCUGGAUGGGAAUGUCUUCCGAUCACUGGCCAACCUGAGGAACGUCUCACUCCAGAAUAACCGCCUUCGACAGCUCCCUGGCAGCAUCUUCGCCAACGUCAAUGGUCUCAUGACCAUCCAACUGCAGAACAACAAUCUAGAGAACUUGCCUCUGGGCAUCUUUGAUCACUUAGGGAACCUGUGUGAGCUUCGUCUCUAUGACAACCCCUGGAGAUGUGACUCAAACAUCCUCCCACUUCAUGACUGGCUCAUUCUCAACAGAGCCAGGUUGGGGACAGACACUCUUCCAGUGUGUUCCAGUCCAGCCAGUGUCCGAGGCCAGUCCCUUGUCAUCAUCAAUGUCAAUUUCCCUGGACCCAGUGUCCAGGGCCCAGAAACCCCUGAAGUAUCUAGCUACCCAGAUACAUCCAGCUAUCCUGACAGCACAUCCAUUUCUUCUACCACAGAGAUCACCAGGUCUACCGAUGAUGACUACACCGAUCUAAACACCAUCGAACCCAUUGAUGACCGCAAUACAUGGGGCAUGACUGAUGCCCAGAGUGGGCUGGCCAUUGCUGCCAUUGUGAUUGGCAUCAUAGCUUUGGCCUGUUCCCUCGCUGCCUGUAUCUGCUGCUGCUGCUGCAAAAAGAGGAGCCAGGCAGUCCUGAUGCAGAUGAAGGCUCCCAAUGAGUGCUAGGGAGGCAAGCUCGAACAGGGUGGGGGAAGGAGGAGGUCAGAGGAUCCGAGAAGGUGAUCAUUCAACUUCCAAACCUGGGGCCACAUAACCAGGCCCUGGUGGCCCCAGGGGAAAUGUGCCCCAUCUUGUCCUGUGCCCCUGAAUCUUCUAUAGAGAAGCAGGUGUUUCAGGACCUUUUACUCCCAGAGAAAUCUAAUUGGUCAUUAAAAAAAAAAAAAAGCAAGCAAGCAAGAAACCAAUCAACCAAGGGGUUUCUCGGUCAGUGCCUAGGCAACUUUCUGAGGGGCCCUCUGCCAAAUCCUCACUUCUUUCAAGAACAAGCUUCCCCGUGCCCAGCCCCUCCCAACCUCUGUAGACUUAAUGAUGACAAGGCCUGCUCACAUGGUGAGAUAGUUCUCUGCUGGCACAGCUGUGCCUCAAAGUAUUAUAGAUGCUGCUUUCUUUUUUUUCCCCUCUCGCUUCUCCUUUUUGUGCCACGGCUUGACUCUGUCUCUUCCAGUGAGAGGUCCCCCUUUUGUUUAUCUGCUGCUGAAGACAGACUAUAUUCUCUCUCCGAGAGGGUUUGAAUCUUUUAGCUCACUGCACUGGCUUUGGAGGGUGUUCUGCAAGACAGGAAGACAUCUGUGCCAUCUGAUCCAAGGCAGUGUUAUUGUCAGCAUCUGCUGUGCCAAGCUCAGCCUUUCAGAGGAGCAUGUUUAAAGCCUCAAGCUUUCCUUCAAAGAGCCUGGCCCUUGAUGGUAUAGAAUCAUGCCAAAUGGCUAAGUUCUCAAAACACAAAAAUCAGCUCACUGAAAGUGGCUGAAGAAUGUGACCCGCUGCCUGGGGUCCUUGCACACCCUGCUGCCUUUGCCUCUUCUGAUUUUGUAUUGAAGCAUCACACACAUACCCGUGUGAUUGGCAUGAUACCAAGAAAUGGUAUUGUAGUGACUCCCCACUCCAAGCUUGUUCUGGGGGACUUUCUGGGGAUGCUGGAGAGUUUCUAGCUUCCCCAUGGUCUGGGGAAGGAUUCUUACAACCUCCCCUACCUCUCCAUGGGAAGGAAGCCUUUGCAUAGGCCCAGCUGUUAGGAGUAAAAGAGAUGUAGGUGCAGUCAGGACAAAAAGCAGCCACGCUGGCCAGACCAGAAGCAUAGAAACGACAGUGGCCUGUGCAAGCACUUCUUCCCUGACAGUGAGCCCCGUGUUGCUCAUUGGCAGCCCCUCUACUAAUCCUUUUAUGGGCAUUCUAGGCCUGUAUCUGUUUCUAAUUUUUGUUCCCCACUUGGGGGGAAGCAAAAUUGCUAAGAGAUGAGAUCUUCCAGCUGAACGACCAAGUGUAAUGGAAACCAGGAAUCAGUCUAUACUGUGGUCAAAUUCUCCAUCAGCAUUAGUCAGCUGUAGCUAGAGUGCAGCGUGUUUACAGACAGCAGAUAUCGGGGCACGCUGGAAGGUCACACGAGGGUAUGGGGUGCUCUGCAGAACUUUCUGCCUGGGGUCUGGUUGUGAACUGAGUGGUUUAGUUUAGAGUUUUCUCUUUGGGUGACAGUCACACUAUAUCUGCCUUAGCUCUGUUUCCUGCUACAAACUAUUUCUGCACAUUAAACAGUUCUGAUAAGACAACACAGCUUUCUCAGGACGACUAAUACACCAAUCCAUGCAGAAGUAAAAGCUUCAAAAUAAGCAGACAUGGUGGGUCAUGUCUUUAGUGAGUUCAAGAGUAGCCUGUCUACAGAGCAAGUUCCAGGAUGGCCAGGGCUAUGCAGAAAGACCCUCCCUCAAAAACAACACAGGAAACAAAGAAUUUCAGGUUUCUCUGUAAGUGAGGGAAAGACCCCAGCUAAGCACAGGGAUUUGUGAAGUGACUCUAUCUCCAACCUGAGGUGACACUCAUAAGGCAAAUCAGAAACCCCUCUGGGUCUUGGCAAUGUGGAACUUACACUAUGUCCAGGUCCCCGACAGAAUACUUCAUAAGGAACGCUUGUGAGAACCAACACACUCGAUGGCCCAGGGAAGCUGAUGUUGGUCAAAAGACAUCAUCUUUCCAAGGCCAAUCUGGGUCGUCAAAGUGUUUGUAAAGUAUCUCUAGCAACUGGCACACACGAACCAAAGUUGUCUCCAGCCCCAGAGUGAGUGUGAGCUUGGUUCUGCUGGCUGUGGCUUGCUGGUAGGUCCUGGGGCGAAGAGAAGGAGCUGGGCCUGCUUUACAGCAGAUGGAAGCUUGACACAGUACCGUGCUCCCAGAACUAUCAGGCGCUCCUUGUGAGCUAUGCCCAUCCUCAGUGGGCUAAGGAUAGAGAGAGGUAGCAUCCAUAGUAUCCAGUGUCCCCUGCCAAUCAUAACCUGGAAACACAGGCUACAUCUGACAUUGACCAUGGCAGUGGUGUACCUCACUGGCUCAAAGGCUGGCCUGAGGACAGCUGUCCUCUAAUGACAUGCCCAGGAGCUCCCAGGCAGUGAGCGAAGGCACAGUUCCUCAAAAUCACAUUUUCUAGUCAGGGAGAGAGUUGGCAGAACACUGGGUGGAGGGUCCUUUCCAAUAAGGUAAUCCAUUUUGCUCAGUUCUUGGGCUGGAAAAAGCUCUGUGGUCCCUAGAAGUCUGUGAUAGGGUGCAGAGUUCAAUCCACUCGCCUCAUCUGUUCAGUGCUUUCUAGACUGCCAUCCCAGCCUUGUGCAGAGUGGGGAGAACAGUUGACUCUAGAAGGCUAAUAAAGGCCAACCAGAACUAGCAUGGUAAAGAUGUUCAGGGCCUGGGUGUCCUUCAAAGCUCUUCCCCUAACCCUCUUGGCACCUUAGGAAACUAGUUCCACCAUUAUCUUUUGUGAGUCUUUUCUGCACAGUGCCCAACUUACAAUCCCUGUAGAGGCUUCAUGGGCUGUCUAGGGCUUUCAUCAGGAGACUGUAGGAAACAGCUCGCAGUACAGUUACAGCUGGCUUCUUGGAGCAUCUCACCCACAGCCAUACAGUUUCCACAGGCAUCGAGAUGGUGGAAUGGAAGUGUGGAAGCCGGUUCCAGCCUUGGGAGAGCAUGAAGAACAGAAUGAUAACAUGAGUCAGGAAGCAGGCCUUGCAUGUGUCCUAGACUUAGCUAUAAACUACUUAAAGAUCUGUCCCCAGACUCCGAAGUCAGAGCCAGAUCUGGCUGUGGAAGAGAAUCUGGCUGUUGAUGAUUGCAGGAGGGAAGCCAUUAGUGUUGUCUGAGAGAGUGUGCAGCAGGUAACUUCCAUGUGGAGCCCCACCGAGUCAGGGCCCUUCUCCUAAGGAGAGAUUGUUCUUGCCUCCCACUGUCUUUGCUCUGCCUUCUAGAACAAUCAUGCUUGACUUACUAGACAGUCUCCGCAAGUAGUCCCAGUUGCUUGGCAGUGCAUUUAGAGAUUUCUAGGCUCCCAGGGUUCUGUAGAAUGUGAGCCCUGCUGGGCAGGUUUAGGGGAAUCUGUCCUUUGCUAGAUGCGGCUUGUAACAGAUUUGGUGUACAGGAUCAACAAUAAACGGUAUACAAAGGG